Homarus americanus (American lobster) is the source of this 429-nucleotide messenger RNA. RefSeq names its product probable serine/threonine-protein kinase irlF. The transcript has 2 exons. NCBI's taxonomy places the organism in Eukaryota, Metazoa, Arthropoda, Malacostraca, Decapoda, Nephropidae. The coding region runs from base 1 to 429 and encodes 142 amino acids. The record is from RefSeq and is a predicted model, not a curated record.
AUGUCUACAUCAAAUACCUACAACAAGAAUCAGCUGACAGACCACAACAAGAAUCAACUGACAGAACCACAACAAAAAUCAACUGACAGACCACAACAAGAAUCAGCAGACAGACCACAACAAGAAUCAGCUGACAGACCACAACAAAAAUCAGCUGACAGAACACAACAAGAAUCAACUGACAGACCACAACAAGAAUCAGCUGACAGAACACAACAAGAAUCAACUGACAGACCACAACAAGAAUCAGCUGACAGACCACAACAAGAAUCAGCUGACAGACCACAACAAGAAUCAGCUGACAGACCACAACAGAAUCAACUGACAGACCUACAACAGAAUCAGCUGGGGAGACCACAACAAGAAUCAGCGACCAGACCACAGCAAGAAUCAGCUGACAGACCACAACAGAAUCAGCUGACGAACUAG